UGCUUCAGAUUGCUUCAGCAGGGCCAUGGCUGUGGUGGGGGAGAGGUGGCAGUUAAGAAUUGGAAUGUGUCAAGGAAAUGUAACUGGUUGGAUAUAUCCAUGACUGGAGCCAGGCGGAGGUGAAGAAUCAAGGAGGCCUCAGCAUGAACCAGCGGCAUUGGUGCGGGUUGACGGCCAAGUUGGGCACCUUCCUGGCGGGCAUCUUCACCAUCCUCGUCACGGACAUGUUUCUCAUCUUUGAGAAGAGGCACAUGAAGGGGAGCACCAAUUGCUCCCACAUCCAAGAGGAAAGCCCCACUGUCAACCACUGGAUGAUCUGCCGGAGCUUCAGCUUCUCCAUCUUCCUGGCCAUCAUCACCGUGUUCAUCUGCUGCUUCCUCCUCUACUCGGUGUUUGCUCAGUUCUACAUAGGCAUGGUCACCUAUGUCGUCUGGAUCAUCUUCUACGAGGCCUCCAACUUGCUGCUCCAGAUCCUGACCAACAGGCCCGGGGACAACACGCUGAUCGAGGAGAUGGUGUGGGCCCGCUGGUGCGGGCUGAGCCCCAAGAAAGGCUCCAUCCUGGCGAGCAUCUUCACCAACCUCAUCACCAUCGAAUUUCUCAUCCUGGACCUGAGCCAGGUCACCGAGUUCGGCGAGAUCCACCUCUACAAGAAGGCUUCCAAGAUCGCCAUGUGGGCCAUCAAUCACCGGAACAGCAUCAUCAUCUUCCUCUCCAUCAUCACCAUCCUCGCCAGCUGCUUCCUCUUCUACUCGGUGCACACGCAGUUCUACCUGGGCCUGGCCAGCUACACCAUCUGGAUCAUCCUCUACGAGUUGGUCAGCUUCCUCUUCCUGCUGCUCACCAGCAGGUUCGUCCUCGAGCCUUUCCAGCAAAUGCAGCACGUGCGCUGGGUCCACCUGAUCUCCCGGGUCUGCUUUCACGCCUUCUGGCUAUCCUUCGUCAUUACCCACAGCUACAGCCUCUACAAGGGGCAGGUCGUCGGGGUCUCCAGCCAGUCCCCCCACUCCAGGCGAUUGUCCAGCUGCUCCAAUGAGUCCUCCCGCCUAGGCACCCUGGGGCGGAAGCUCUUUUGAGCAGAUGGGAUGGAGGGAGGAGGUCGGCGGGAAGAGGCAGGAGGCGAGUGGCGACGAGAGGGGGAGGAGCGGACGUCUACCCUGUGAAAAUUAUUAGAAAAUAGUAUUGGAUCUUCGGAGACAAUUCACAUACUGAAUUAAAUGUAUUUAGUACACGUAAUUCUUACGAAAACUGGGAUUAAGAAAAUCUUGCCUCGUAGUACUUACUAGGUCCACCAUUCACAUGUGGGCAAACUGUUCCAGUACAAUGGUAAACUGUACCCAAACAGGCUCACAAUAUCAGAUGAGUGUGUUCUAAUUGUUCUUCAAAGUUUAUAAGUGAAAUGAGUAGCAAUUAUUUUAAGAGGUCAGUAUUAUUGGCAUUGAGUUGUUGAAAUAUAUUUUGUCUUCACCUAUUUUACUCAUGCUUCCAAUAAAAUUCAUUCCUAUAAUUUAA
This is a messenger RNA of Ornithorhynchus anatinus (platypus), 1512 nucleotides long. RefSeq names its product transmembrane protein 217 (gene TMEM217). The transcript is spliced from 3 exons. The record is from RefSeq and is a predicted model, not a curated record. Bases 144 to 1076 code for a protein of 310 amino acids. NCBI's taxonomy places the organism in Eukaryota, Metazoa, Chordata, Mammalia, Monotremata, Ornithorhynchidae.